Molecule: messenger RNA, 2636 nt
Organism: Astrephomene gubernaculifera
Lineage: Eukaryota; Viridiplantae; Chlorophyta; Chlorophyceae; Chlamydomonadales; Astrephomenaceae
Source: the annotation of a GenBank genome assembly
GGUGCAGCGACGGCGGCGGCGACUGUAACAGAGCAGACGGCAGCGGUGGCAGCUGCUGCGGCUGCUGCAGCCGCUGCGGCGGCCGCUGCGGCUUCCAUGACGAGCAGGGGCCGGGUUCGCAUUCCCCGGGACUCUUCCUCGGCACUGCCGUCCUCGCACCUCCCCACCUCUGGAGGAGCAGCAGCAACAGCACCCGCACCCGCCGCGGCUAUCGAGGCCUCAGCAGCUGCACCCGCCACCGCGCCUGCUGCUGCUGCUGCUGCUGCUGAUCCCGCGGCGGCAGCAGCGGAGCCCUCCGCUGCACCCGCCUCCUCAGACCCCAUGGCAGUUGACGACACCACGAACACCACCACCACAAACGCCACCAAAGAAGCAGAAGUUCAGCCCGCGACGCUGCUGCCAGCGGCGGCGGCGCCAGCCACCGGCUCAGUCGUCAUCCACCCCGACAACAACCACAACAGCAACCACAACAGUAGUAGCAGCAGCGGUCCUCUCCGUCAGGUUGCCGCGCUGGACGAGCUGGAGGACAGCGACAACGAGGAGGAGCGGCUGCGCAACAGCACGGACCCGCCCAUCGGCCCGGGCGGGCUGCCGGACGUGGAGACGCUGCUGCUCAACAUGCGGCUGCUCAACCUGGCCAAGGGGGCGGCGCUGUGGCGCUCGGCACGGGAGCGCGCGGUGUGGCUGAGGGACCUGCGAAGGGCGCUUGCGGCGGCCAAGGGCGCGAGUGCCGGUACGGGGGUUGAUGAGGCGGGUGCUGGGAGGGGCUGGGAGGGCCCCACGGAGGCGGCGGCGGCGUUUGCGGCGCAUGUGCUGGUGGACCGGUGCACGCCCAUGAUCAAGGCGGCCAAGCGCCGGAUGGAGUUCGAGGCCGCCGGCGGAGCGGAGGCUGCGGCGGCAGCGGCGGCGGCGCGCAAGGCCAAGAAGGGCCCUGCGGCGCUGAUUGCGUUGCUGGGGCCAGCGGCGGCGGCGGCAGCAGCCGCGGCUGCCGCCGCUGCGGCGGCGGAAUACCCGGACUCUCCCUACCAGUACACGGACGACCCGGCGCUGAUUGGCGUGGGCUCCACCCCCGAGUGGACGGGUCUGUGCCUGCGGUGCGGUCUGGAGGGGGAGCUGCUGUGCUGCGACGGCGAGGGAUGCAACCGCGCCCUGCACCUGGCGUGUGCCGGGCUGCCGGACAUUCCCGAGGGAGACUGGCUGUGUCCCGUGUGCGCGAGGGCUGCGGGAGGAGGCGGUGGUAGCAGCGCCGGAGGCGCUGCAGAGGCGGCAGCCGCCGCUGCUGCAGCAGCGGCUGCAGCGUCGGAAGACGGCAUUGCGGCGCCGCCGCCAAUGAUGCCGUACCACCUGCACCAGCACCACUUGACGACGCGGCGGCAGCUGGCGGGGCUGCAUGCGAGCGGGGGGAAGCGCAGUCGGGAGGCGUCCGCGGACCCGGGCGGCAGCGGGGUGACCACCACUCGCUCGGGGCGGAGGGUGAAGCAGAACCUGCCGCGGGAGGACUUGUGAGGGGCCGGAGCUGGGGGCCAAAGACCAUAUCAAAGCAUAGGAGACCACAAGUUAGGGCAAAGCAAUGGGGCUGGAUUUGGGGGGCGUAGCGGAGUAUCGGUAGUAGCUGAAGGGCGUACCGAGGUUUUUGUUGACACGUUGUUGCGGAUGUGUCGUUGUAGCGGUGUAGGAUAGCUGUUGUGUAGGGUAUGCGUUGCUGUUCGCCUAUCAGGUGUGUUAGGUAGUGCAGACAUGAUUUGGGCCAGGGCAAAGGACGUGGAAGGACGCGGCGUUUGUCUCCAUGCAAGAACCAUGGGUCCAUGCUUGCAUGGUAGCUUUCACGGCCGGGGCAGGUGGCAGGGUGCAUGCCGUUACCUGCCAUUUGGUCCCCAUGCCGGUUCGUACUGCUCAUGGCUUGGGAGCCGGGACGCGGUAUGCGUCCCCGAGCUUUCUGGAAGCACCCUGUUGCCCUGGAUAGCUGCUUAGGAAGGUCGCUUUGGUGUGCUUACCUGCAUGCGUGCGUGGCUUGUUGCGUUGUGGCUUGGUGGUUGGCUCGAGGGGCUGAGAGGUUUGCAAGGGGCUGAGGAACAUCUUGCGAACUGGGUUCACACGUGAAUGAUGUUCAUGGUGGUGGGCUUGGUGCUAACGGCGGUUGACAAUGGAAGGGUCCGUCACGUCAACUACGCUGUUAUAGCUACGGUAGGCCACACGUAAAGGCCUUUGAAGGUGCAUGGUUGUAUCCAGAUGUGGCUGGGUUGAGGGAGGUAACGGGAGCUCCUUGCGUGAUUGCCGGUACUGUUGGGGAAGUGCUGCAUAGUCAGUUAGCCUGUUUGGUCAAGGCUCCUGCAAAGAAAGCAGGAAGGCACGUGUGGUCCGGUGCCUGAUUUUACGAUGGGUUGGUAGACUUUCAAAGUGGUUUUAGCUUGUCUGCGGAAGGGUCCUCCAAGUGGGCAUGCAUGGCUGCACUGCUACUUACUUUGGCGUGGAUCACAGCCAGCAUUUAACAGGUUAGUGAUGCCGGAAUGCGAUGCGCUGUCGGUGGUGGCUGCACUAUCGGAACGGAACGGGCCGGAGGGGGAGUUCAUGGGCGUAGGGUGCGAAGGAUUUAUGGGCAGGGUCACGUCACAUGGACAACGUCAACGCCCUCGCGG